This is a messenger RNA of Porites evermanni, 2471 nucleotides long. Lineage: Eukaryota; Metazoa; Cnidaria; Anthozoa; Scleractinia; Poritidae. The record is from the annotation of a GenBank genome assembly.
UCCCCGGGGACAAGGACAGUAAGAGGGAGGACUGGUGACUGGCGCUCUAUUUUCAAUAUGGCGGAUGCUUCUGUGCAAGACAUUGUAAGCAAAGUUCGUGGCAUUUUGUCCCCGGUCGGACUUGAAUCGUAUCCUUUUAAGGUAAGUAUUUUCUUUAACAAGCCUCAUAAUACGUUUAUUAGGGGAUGCUUUGUUGACGGGGUGUUUGAAAGUUGAGAUGAUUGCGAUUUUUUGCAUGAAGUUGGCAAUAUUUAAGACUCAUAUAGGCCGAAUGCAGACAAAAGUACGCAAUUUAAGUUAAAAGACAAAUGAUACAGUUGGUAAAGUCUACGAUACAAAAAAUCAAGCUGACUAGGUAGAAGACAGGCUCAAAACACUCUGCUCGAGGCCAAAUUAUAAGGAUUUGUAUUGAAAUUUAGGGUGAGUUUGAUAAACCGCCGGUUAAAAUGUAGUUAACAGGCAUUAAAAGGUACAAACCUUAUAAAAAUAAUCAUGUCUUUCUGAUGUUAACCCUAGGCAGGAGGGGGGGGGGUGGGGGGGAUUGCUGUUUGACAGUAUAUUUUGGAAAAAACAAUCUUCACCCCAUACUCUACUGCCCCUCCCCUUCCACCCUCCCACCUGCUGGCUUUGUAUAUUGAAAGGUGGCUGAUUACAUUUUCACGUUACACAAUGUGGGAUAAAGUAACUGUUGACUCUAUUAUGAUAAGAGGCAAUCCACUGCUCAACUAGCAGCUGCCUGUGAUUCUCUGUGUAUGAUGUCACAUGGCUGUGUGUCAUCUGGAAGAGAUUUUGCUCAACAUAAGUGAUCAAAAGAUCUCACCCAUUUAUCUUGGUUUCAUUCACACCUAGAGUGAUUGGCCCUGAUCAGCUCUGAGUGUAUGCCUCUGUUUAAUAAAUAUGAUUGAAAUUUUAUUCACCUGAUCUUUAAAAGAAAUUAAUGUUUAAAAUUGCCUCUCGAGAUAGCUUUCUGGAUCCUCUGGUGUCCAUUUAGUCCUCAAGAAUUUAACUCAACCUGUCUCCAGCUGUAAGAAUAAUGACAAUUUUGUCCUUAAAAUGAGCAUAACCAGUUGAAUGACAUGAUUUUUUUCGGAUAAUGUUUUGUUAUCUCUUCAGAUUGGUUGGUACAAUGAUCAGCUUAUCCACAAAGCAUUCCAGCUUCUCCACCCAUAUGACACCCUUGCUCUUGUUAUCAUUAGUACUCCCCAUAUGUUUGAAGAGGGAUUCAAGCCAUUCAUACUGGAAAGCUCCUGCAUUGAAGGGCGAGACCCAGUUGAUGAAUUUAUGGCCCAUUUCUUUGAGAAAGUCAAGUGUCACUUUCCACAACAUGACAUAGAAGUUAUCCAUGACUUUGAAAUGCUCCCCAGUAGAAGACCAAAAGUGUUAGUCCAGACGGCAGCCCAUGUUGGUGGCGCGGCUUAUUACUACCAACGCAACAGUGUGUCAAAGGAGAAAGAUCCUUGGGGCGAGAAGACUAAGAUUUGUGGUGUAAGUGUGCAUGCAAAAUAUGGCGGGUGGUUUGCAAUAAGGGGAGUGAUUAUUUUUAAAGAUGUUUUAGCCCCCAACUUACCCAGAAAGGAACCUGAAGAUGUUGUGCAGGGAGAUGAAAAGCGAAUUGAAUUGCUUGAGCGGUUUAAUUUUCAUUGGAAGGACUGGAGCUUCAGGGAUAUUGUCCCCACAGAGGCCAAGUAUUCAGAGGAGCAGAAAAAGUACUUUGCUACUUUACCUGCCAAUCGGAAGGAGCUUCUGGAAUCUUUCAGGGAAAAGGCAGGCACUCCAGUUUAGUCCUUGUUAUGGCAUAGUUUUUUAGGAAUAUUUAACAAGGCCAUUCCCUUUUUUCUCUGUUACAUGUUGUCUUACCCAUCCAUUCAUUUGCCAUCAUUUAUAAAAAAAAAUUGCGUGGAGGGAGUUUGUGAUGCAGACUUGCCAACCACCAAAAGGCAAAAAAUGAGAGACUCUCAGCCUAGAGCUGGGAGAAGUAGUGAGAAAUGGGUAAAAAAAUCAGAAGAUGUCCCAAAUUUCCUAGUGGAAAGACUUCCAGUAGGUAUUGUGAGUAUUGGAAGUCACAUUUACCCACAAUGCUGCAGCAGCAGUAAAUAUCACGAUUAAUUUUACAAUUUAGGUUUUUUAAUUUUUCAUGUCUUCAGUGUUGGUGGCCAUCUUGAAAUAAGAGAAGCAGUAAGUCUGCACAUUUAAUGGCAGCAACAUUAAGUCAUAGUAGGCUAAAAGAAUGUAUUACUAAUCAAACACGACUGCUAAUCAUUUUCUUUGGAUUGAGCUGGCUACCUAUCGAUAUUUACCUGUAACUUGAAAUGGAACCUUACAACUCCAAAAUCCACAUUUUUUUUGGAGUUUGACUUUUUGAGAAAGCAUGAGAAAUUAGUUGUCAACUUGUGAGAAGGUGAGAUAUAGGAAUGCCAACCUCUGGAAAUCUAAAAUCUGGAGACCUCUCUCAUUGGCAUUACCCCCCUUCA